GCGGCGCCGAUGGGGAAGAGGACGGCGAGGACGGCGGUUGUGCCGCCGACGGAGGCCGCCCGGAGCCCGUGAGGCGGCCAUGGGGCUGGGCUCGAGCUCCGAGGUGCCCGACGGGGGCUCCGAGGGCUACCACGUGCAUGGGGUUCAGGAAAACUCCCCUGCUCAGCAGGCUGGCUUGGAGCCGUUCUUUGAUUUCAUCCUCACUAUAGGACAUACCAGAUUGAAUAAAGAAGGUGACACGCUGAAGGAUCUGCUGAAAGCCAACGUGGAGAAGGCUGUGAAGCUGGAGGUCUACAACAUCAAAACCAUGAAAGUGCGCGAGGUGGAAGUGAUCCCCAGCAACAUGUGGGGAGGGCAGGGCCUUCUCGGAGCCAGCGUGAGGUUCUGCAGCUUCUACGGUGCCAACGAACACGUUUGGCACGUGCUGGAUGUGGAGCCUGCCUCCCCUGCAGCAUUUUCUGGCCUGAGACCAUACACGGACUACAUUAUUGGAUCGGACCAGAUACUGCAGGAGUCGGAAGACUUUUUCUCACUGAUCGAAUCCCACGAAGGGAAGCCUUUGAAGCUGAUGGUCUACAACACGGAAACCGAUUCCUGCCGAGAGGUUUUCGUAACCCCAAAUGGCGCCUGGGGUGGAGAAGGGAGUUUGGGAUGUGGCAUCGGAUAUGGCUAUUUGCACAGAAUCCCCAGCCAGCCGGCUGCACCAAAGGGAAAAACUGAAGUGGCUGGUCCUCCUCCUCCUCCUCCUCUGCCCUCCAGAGACACACCACCCGAGCCACCAGCAAAUGGCUAUACAGAGACACCACUCGUGGCAGCUAAUUCCCAAAGCGAAGAAGCAACAAACUUAGACGGUGGCAGCACUCAAAGUGCGACAGUGUACUCGGUAGAAAACUCUCUUCAGCCCCCUCCUCCUGUCCAAAGAGUCAUGGACCCAGGUUUCAUAGACAUGUCUGGGGCCGCUUUUCCUGAACUAAUCGACCUGGUGAAAAAAAUCGGCGUGCCAUCCUCUGCGCCUCUCAACUCGGCAGCCACCGAGAGCUUACUGACUCCCAGUGGGAAUCAUUCCUAUUUUGAGCAGGCCCCUGUUCCAGUCUUGGAAGAUUCCGCGUCUUACCCAGAGGGCUUGAACCAUCAUUCGGAGUCAGAGGAAGGGUUACCAGCCGUUUCUCCUUUACCUCCUCUUCCGAUGGAUAUCUCUAUAAACGCAACCCCUAGCGCCGGAAACAGCAUUCACGGAGCUGUUCCGCUCUCAGAUGGGACUGAGCAAGCUGCCCAAACGCCACAGCCUGACAGCGAUGACAAAACAGCAGAAGAACUGACAGAAGAAGUGGCACCAAAUUAGCGCUCAAAAGGGGGUGUGCUUCCAACCUGCUGCUUUCAGGAUAUUAAUUCUAGGAAAUCUGGCUGUGUGAUACCUUCUGGGGCUGCCUGGCCUCCGACAGCCUCGUCCCCAACGUUGGCGGUUGCCUCGCUUGGCCAUCUUGUGUAACUUUUGCAGAGCGUUGCCACUGACCAUUUGAUUCGCAAAACAAGUUUUUAAACAAAAUGCUGCGUUAUAGGAAAGUUUCCUGUCUCACUCAACACCAUAACCAAAUAGCAAAAUGGGUAGCUGUGGGCAUGAAGCUAAUGUAAUAAGCACAAUACUUGAAUUGUAGUGGUUUUAACCUCCUUUUGGAGGUACGGUUUUUAAGUGUGUCUCUUGUUUAUUUCCUGAAGUUGGUUCUGCAUCUCAGAGAAUACAAGUAUAGAAGUCAUU
This is a messenger RNA of Pogona vitticeps (central bearded dragon), 1756 nucleotides long. RefSeq names its product golgi reassembly stacking protein 1 (gene GORASP1). Gene Ontology annotation, biological process: Golgi organization. Lineage: Eukaryota; Metazoa; Chordata; Lepidosauria; Squamata; Agamidae. The record is from RefSeq and is a predicted model, not a curated record. Gene Ontology annotation, molecular function: protein binding. Gene Ontology annotation, cellular component: Golgi apparatus.